Daldinia childiae is the source of this 1875-nucleotide messenger RNA. RefSeq lists its product as uncharacterized. Bases 1 to 1875 code for a protein of 624 amino acids. Lineage: Eukaryota; Fungi; Ascomycota; Sordariomycetes; Xylariales; Hypoxylaceae. The transcript is spliced from 3 exons. The record is from RefSeq and is a predicted model, not a curated record.
AUGCUCAUGUUCCGAUUUUGGAGUUCAGAUUCGAGGGGAAGUGACAAAACUUUACAAGUUGAACAGCCUAUGCUUGAUUUCAGCAAACCACUGCAGCCUUGGGUGUCAUCUGAGUCGCCGCUUACUACUGCGGCCGCCACAAAACAUCCUACAAACCCCGGGCGGCGCAAGCAGAGCAACGUCGCGAUAGCGUCGCAACUCUCUGCUUCUUUACCCGCGCUCAAGCGGAAGAGGACGGAUGAUGAUGACUAUGAUUAUCUUAGGGCGCACAAGAAGGUGGCUUUGUCGCCCGACAUGAAUCGCGCUAGAGAUGCUAUCGAACAACAGUUUAGUCUUGAGAUAUUACUCAAGCACGACGAGUUACGCUUGAUUAAUCAAGAACUUGCCAAAUGCCAGGUGGCUUUGGAGCAGCUGCGAAGGUGCCAUCUAAUUCCGUAUCCACAGAACGUUCCCACGCCGGAACACAUGGUGAAUAUAAUGAAUGGGUCAGGUGCAGCCUUGCAGCCAAAGUUGGGCGAGAAGCUGCCUCAGUGGGCACCUCCCUUCGGCGUCACUGAAGGUCCGUACGCGCGACACUAUGCCAAGUGGCUCAUACCAGAUCCUAAGUUCGACGGCAUCCAGCCUGAAGCCCAUGUGCAAGCCGAGAAUUCAAGAUUCAGGAAUUCGAUAGACGGUAGAUCGACGAGAAAUAGUUAUGCUGAGUUAGGUGCGUCCCACGGGAGAGGUCGGCCAGUAAGGGGUACGGCAGGUCAGAAGCUUCAAGCUCUAUCAAAUGGUUAUCCACCUCCCAAGGAUAAGAAUGGACCUUGCGUCCUGAAGCGAUCUGAUGGGAAGACCGUAAAACUUGUCUGCAUUGAUUGCCAUCGCGAGAACUUUUCCAGUACGCAGGGGUUCAUUAACCACUGUCGAAUAGCGCACAAGAGAGAUUUCAAGAGCCACGAGGAAGCUGCGGUACAUUGCGGCCAUCCUAUCGAGGUUACUGAGCCUAGUGGUACUGUAGGAGAAGAGAAACCAGUCACCCAGAGUACACCUUCUUCGUCCGGUCUUGUCCAUCCAUUUGUGCGGGAGAAUGCCAUGUCCGAGUCUGAGGCCUGUUUCUCUGUUGUGCGUCGUAUCCAGGAAUCGUUAGAAAUGUACAGCCGGGGCCAACUACAUGGCGUUUCGUCGAUUCCUGGAGCCUCCAAGAGUUCUCAGAGCGCACCAGCGGCAGCUAGACAGCAACCAAAUUUCUUACCUUCAGCUGAUUCUCCACAUCUCUCUCGCUUACUUCAAAGCAGAGGAUUUAAUGGCAAUCUGCGCGAGUUGGUCAGUGAGGCUAAGGCUAAGAUCGACCUCGACCAAUACUUUUCCCCCGAUGAUGAGUUAGAUGAGGCUGACGCGGGCGGUAAUGGCGCUGAAAAUGCGGCCACACCCAGGCCCCAUCCCUUGUACGGGUCCCGUAGCAAAGGCCACCCUCCGCAUAUUCCCUAUGCCACUCCUGUGCCAACCCCAGCUCCCCGAGUCGUAUUGGCUCCCGAGCCAGAGAUGAUUGUAGAUGACGAUAUGUUGGACGUGGAUUUGAGCCCUCAUACUGCCGUCAGCAAUAACGCACCGUCUCUUGUUAGUGAUGAUGGGGAGUAUGAUGACUCGGAAGCCGACUCUGAGAUGGAAUCAGAUCUGAAUGAUAGCAUCGGAGCACAAUCCAUAUCGGAUGUCGACGAAAUUGACAUCGAAGACGACCAUAGCGGUGCACGUUCUAUUCGGCACCACCGUGGCUCUACCGGCGCAGGAUCUGGGACGACGGUACGCCUACGUAAGGAUGACAGUAAGCAUGUCACCUUUGUUAGCCCUAUCAAGGGGAAUGGAAAUGAACAUCAGAGACGGGGUCGAAGAUAG